AUGGUGAAUCAACUACCCAAAGAAUGGUUACAAUGGCUAUAUAAAGUAUUACAACCGGAAUAUAAGAAUCCACAAUUUACGUACCAAGAUGUGGCAAUUACUUUGCAGUCCUUUGCCUCUUUGAAAGUUAGAACAAAGAUAUAUAUCAAUGAUAAUGGAUCACAGGAUCUUCUAUUAUCGUUAUUUGGGACAAUUCCUUGCACUUAUAAUGGUACAAUCUAUCGAAUCCCCAUCGAGAUUUGGGUUCCAAAACAAUAUCCUGAUGCUCCCCCAAUAAUAUACGUCAUUCCAACAAAUGACAUGGUCAUUCACCCGGGAAACUUCAUUGACAGUAAUGGAAGAUUCUACAAUCCGUACUUGAGUGGUUGGAAAGGAUCAGAUCCAAGUCAUAAUUUAAUAAAGACUUGCAAUUUGUUGUCCGAGUGUUUUAACAGAGAGUUACCAGUAUAUGGGAAAGCAAAGCAGGUAGUCCCAUCAGUAGUACAGAGCUCACCAGAAUAUUACCAAAAUCAGCAGGCGCGACAGACACCAUUGACGCCACAGUACACUUCGAAUUCCAUUGGUGCCCCUCCUUUACCAGCUAAACCGCCAAAAGUCCCAACCAUAUCCAAAGAUAUCACAUCAAGCUUGUCAAAAUUAGACUUACACUCUACCUCAUAUAGCCUUGCAACACCAUCGCAAAAUCUGGGAUAUUUGACUAAUAUGCCGGAGGCCGGUCCUCAGCAACAGCAAGGGCAAAAGCAAGGGCAACAAUAUUAUCGUCCAGUUCCCCCAAUUCCCCAAGUACAAAUCACAAUUCCACCAAAUCCUAAAGUACAAGCUACUGUACAAAGUCAAGCUCAGCCAAGUCUGAUAGACUUGAUGGAUAGUGAUUCCACCCUAGCUCAAAAUGGUAGCGAUGAUCAUACGGAACAAUUAAAGGAUAAAAUUCAUCACACCCUAUCAAGUAUUGCAAAAUCAGAAAUUGAGCCAUAUUUUAUUUCACAAGACACAAGACUAAACGAGAUAAACCAGGUAAUAAAUCACUUUGAAUCCAUAAUACAGUAUGAGAAGGCUACUCUCAGUGGCUACAUAAAUGAUAUAAAUCAAAACCAAAAUGUUUUAAAAUCCAAAAUUGAAGAAGUCAAUAAGGUUAUUGAAGAAGCAGAAGAAUUUAAAGAACCUGAAGUUGAUGAUAUCGUGUGCGCGGAAACUACUGUUUAUAAUCAGCUUUAUAAGUUGGUUGCCGAAAUCAAAGCCAUAGAUGAUACAAUUUAUUGUUUGGCAGAGCUUCAUGAUAAAGGAAAGCUUUCUUUGGACGCAUUUAUGAAACACACCAGAUCAUUGGCUAGGGAUCAAUUUAAAAAGAAAGCUUUAGUUAAUAAAAUAAAGUUAGUUAUAUAA
This is a messenger RNA of Saccharomycopsis crataegensis, 1383 nucleotides long. It is a transcript of the gene STP22, whose product is annotated as ubiquitin-binding ESCRT-I subunit protein STP22. Gene Ontology annotation, molecular function: ubiquitin binding. The record is from RefSeq and is a predicted model, not a curated record. The transcript is spliced from 2 exons. Gene Ontology annotation, biological process: protein transport; endosome to lysosome transport; protein modification process. NCBI's taxonomy places the organism in Eukaryota, Fungi, Ascomycota, Saccharomycetes, Ascoideales, Saccharomycopsidaceae. Gene Ontology annotation, cellular component: ESCRT I complex. Bases 1 to 1383 code for a protein of 460 amino acids.